Zea mays is the source of this 3467-nucleotide messenger RNA. RefSeq names its product Subtilisin-like protease SBT2.1. The coding region runs from base 602 to 3181 and encodes 859 amino acids. NCBI's taxonomy places the organism in Eukaryota, Viridiplantae, Streptophyta, Magnoliopsida, Poales, Poaceae. Gene Ontology annotation, molecular function: serine-type endopeptidase activity. The record is from RefSeq and is a predicted model, not a curated record. Gene Ontology annotation, biological process: proteolysis. The transcript has 10 exons.
AUGGAAAAGAGAGCUGCAGAAGCAGACGCCCAAAACCGCCGUACUCCAUGCUCCUACUGCUGCACUACUGCACUAGUCGGAGUACCACACAAUACGAGAGUGGCCGGUCGCACUGAGCAGCGCAGCACACUGCAAACUGUAGUAGUGUGAUGUGUGACAACCGAGCUGGAGCCUGGAGCUGGCGGCCCCUACUCGCUGAAGACCGGAAGAGAGGGCUCUGGUCGUUACACGAGAGGGUUUUAACGGGGAGGGGAGGGGAGGGGAGGGGAGGGCAGGGGAGCAUUGGUAGCAGCAGUAUUCUUUCCCUUCCUGCUCGAUGCAUCCCUUUCUUCUCUAGCCUCGCAAAGUCGCACUCUUUGGGUGUUCUCGCCUCCUCCUCGGGCGACGCUGCCGCCGGCGGAGGUGCACUCCCUGUCUCCCUCUGACUCCCUCCCCCUCUUUCCCUCGCCAUUAAUUUGCCGCCUGCCAUCCCGGCCGCGCUUCAGUACGCCUGAAAGUUCGGUUUUGGCUCCCAUGGGCGGUGGACGCAACUAGCAUUUCUUUCUUGGCGGUUCUUGGUGUCUUGUGGUUGUGGGGGUGGGCACCGAGCAGCUUCAUAGGAAUGGGGGUGGCGCGGAGGGAGGAGCACCGGGCGGCCGCCGCCGCGUUCCUGUACGCGCUGACGGUUCUUGGGGUGUUGGCGGGCGGCGCCGGCGUCCGCGCUUUCGAGGACGGCACUGCGGUGUACAUUGUCACCAUGAAGCAGGCGCCGGUUUCCCACAGGCGACUUAACUUGGAGAAGUUCGGGAGCAGCAAGGCUGCUACUGCCGUCGGCCGCGGCGGCAGCGGAGGAGGAGGAGGAGGAGACACCCCGACCACCAGCGUCCUCAGGAAGCCGAGACAGAGUUCACCCAAACCUAUGAAUUAUGGCUCAUAUAUUGUUCACCUCCAAAAAUCACUAUUGAAGAGGACUCUAAGGGGAGAGCAUUAUGUAAAGCUGUAUAGCUACCGCUACUUGAUUAAUGGUUUUGCUGUUGUCAUUACUCCUCGGCAGGCAGACAAGCUAUCCGGGAGAAAAGAAGUAGCGAAUGUGAUGCUGGAUUACUCAGUUAGGACAGCAACAACUCAUACCCCUGAAUUUCUUGGACUGCCACAAGGAGCCUGGGUUCAAGAAGGUGGUCCACAAUUCGCGGGACAGGGUGUUGUCAUUGGCCUCAUCGACACAGGAAUAGAUCCAACCCACCCUAGCUUUGCAGAUGAUCUAUCGACUGAUAGUUAUCCAGUACCUGCUCACUACUCUGGCAUUUGUGAGGUUACAAAUGAUUUUCCAUCUGGAUCUUGCAAUAGAAAGCUCGUGGGGGCUCAGCAUUUUGCAGCAUCUGCAAUAACUAGAGGAGUCUUCAACGCAUCUCAGGAUCUUGCUUCACCAUCUGAUAGUGAUGGCCAUGGGACGCAUACAGCAUCCAUUGCUGCUGGCAAUCAUGGAAUUCCUGUUGUUGUGGCUGGGCAUCAAUUUGGAAAUGCAAGCGGCAUGGCUCCUCGUGCACACAUUGCUGUCUAUAAAGCUCUUUACAAAAGCUUUGGUGGUUUUGCUGCUGAUGUUGUGGCUGCAAUAGAUCAGGCAGCUGAAGAUAAUGUUGACAUUAUCAGCUUGUCCAUUACUCCUAAUCGGAGGCCUCCUGGACUCGCAACAUUCUUCAAUCCAAUAGACAUGGCACUCUUGUCAGCUGUAAAAGCUGGCAUAUUUGUGGUGCAAGCUGCAGGAAAUACUGGUCCUUCCCCUAAAAGCAUGUCUUCCUACAGUCCCUGGAUAUUUACUGUUGGAGCUUCUGCCCAUGACAGGGUAUACAGUAACUAUGUUGUGCUUGGCAACAAUUUGACCAUUCAAGGAGUUGGCCUUGCUCCUGGAACGGAUGGUGAUCCCAUGUAUAAUUUAGUUGCUGCACCACAUGCACUGAAGAACAAUACAGCCAGUUGUAAUGAAAUGUCCCUUGGGGAGUGCCAAGAUUCGAGUCACCUAGAUGCAGAUUUGAUAAGAGGAAAGAUACUAGUGUGCAGCUAUUCUAUAAGAUUUGUGCUUGGUCUUUCUUCUGUGAAACAAGCUCUAGAUACAGCCAAUGAUGUCAGCGCCGCAGGAGUUAUAUUCUAUUUAGACCCAUUUGUUCUUGGGUUUCAACUGAACCCAACUCCAAUGCACAUGCCUGGGCUUAUAAUACCAUCAUCUGAUGACUCAAAGGUAUUUCUCACUUACUACAAUGACUCCCUAGUGAGAGAUGGGACAUCAGGUCAAGUUGUUAGCUUUGGCGGAGUUGCUAAAAUAUUAGGGGGUCUAAAUCCAAAUUAUGGAAAUUCUGCUCCGAAAGUAAUGUUCUAUUCUGCUAGGGGUCCUGACCCUGAGGACAACACACUGUCAAAUGCUGAUAUCUUGAAACCAAAUCUAGUAGCACCGGGAAGUUCCAUUUGGGGUGCUUGGAGUUCAGUUGGAUUGGAUUCUGCUGAAUUUGCUGGUGAAAGUUUCGCAAUGCUCUCUGGCACAAGUAUGGCUGCGCCCCAUGUCGCUGGCCUCGCCGCUCUAAUCAAGCAGAAGUUUCCUUCUUUUAGCCCAGCAGCUAUAGCUUCUGCACUGUCCACAACCACAACUCUUAGUGACAGGCAAGGGAAACCAAUCAUGGCACAGCGAACAUACAGCAACCCAGACUUGACGCAGUCUCCAGCGACAUCUUUUGAUAUGGGGAAUGGCUUUGUCAACGCCACCGCUGCUUUAGACCCGGGGCUCAUAAUUGAUUGCAGCUAUGAUGAUUUCUUCUCCUUUCUUUGCGGCAUAAAUGGGUCUAGCCCAGUCGUGAAAAACUACACUGGCAACAGCUGCGUGGCCUCCACCAUGACAGGAGCAGAUCUAAACCUACCAUCAAUCACCAUAGCCGUGCUCAACCAAACAAGAACCAUAACGAGAACGGUGAUCAACGUGGCCGCUGACGAGAGCUACUCUGUCAAUUACAGUGCCCCUAAUGGAACUGCAGUUUCCGUGGUGCCGACGCAAUUUUUCAUUCCAAGCGGACAGAAGCAGCUCGUGACCUUUGUUGUGAACGCCACCAUAAACAGCUCCACUGCGAGCUUCGGGAACGUUGGGUUCCAGGGUAACAAAGGCCACCGGGCGAUCAUCCCAUUCUCGGUGAUCUCCAAGGUUGUAUACAGUUCCUGAUGACUGAUGAGCCGAGCUGAUGCAGUGGAUGCAAUGCAAAUGCAAAUGCAAACCAGGGCCUGACUGAUCCAGCGUAUGCAGUGAUGACUUGACUGCAUGGAGGUGGAGCUUGCCUUUGACUAGAGAAAUUUUUUGUUGGUUGUGGCGUGUACAUUCUGAAGCAUGUUGAUGUAAGUAGCUGAGUGAUUAACCAGUAACUGUAAAGAGAAUGUACUGCCAGAUAUCCAGAAUGGGAAAUCCUUGUGCAACCAGAAUGUUAAAUAGCACUCUGUUGGGGUUUGAUUUA